Alternaria burnsii is the source of this 426-nucleotide messenger RNA. RefSeq lists its product as uncharacterized. The coding region runs from base 1 to 426 and encodes 141 amino acids. The record is from RefSeq and is a predicted model, not a curated record. The transcript has a single exon. Lineage: Eukaryota; Fungi; Ascomycota; Dothideomycetes; Pleosporales; Pleosporaceae.
AUGGAUUCUUUCUCGGUAUCCGCAGAUUGUGGAACGACAUCUUCAGGCGAUUGCGGCACGACAUCGACGGCAGACUGUGGGACUUCAUCAGGAGGGGAUCACAGAACGACAUCUGGAGACUGUCGAACUGACUCGGGAGGCGAAACUGGAGGCGACUGUGGUGCCAAUUCGGGGCAGGAUCACUCAACAGAACGUGACUUUACGUAUACUGACUUUGCCGCCGGACCCCAAGCGGCCGCUGCAGGUUCUUCAAGUCCUUCAGGUCCUCAAGCACAGCCAAAUACUCGCACACCAGAAGAGAUCCAGGCGCAAGAGCAGCAAGCAGAAGCUAGAGCGCAGAAGAAGAGAGAGAGGAAAGAAAAAGCAAGGAGAGUCUUCAACAGCGUCAAAGCCGUGUCAGAAAACAUUGUCAAGGGCAAGUUCUGA